UGCCCUGACGCCUGCCUCGUCUCCCUGAGCCACCAGGGGGCGUCAGGCCCUCAGCGGGACGCCCAGCUCUGGGUCUGCUUCACCCUGAACCCUCCAGCUCCAGCCAAGCUGUCCCACCCUGCGUCCUCUCCAUCCUCCUCUUCUCCUCCUGCUCCUCUUUCUCCUCCCUCCUGGCCCCCACAGGCCCACCUGGACUCCCAGUCAGCCUUCUCCCUCCAUGAGGGGCGGGGGGAGGUGCCGGGGGCCCUGGACCUGGACCCCCAGCCUCUUCAUCUUGAUUCACCAGAGGACCUCAGGGUCCUCAGGGACCUCAGGGACCCGGGACAGCGACUCUGCCACGAUGUGUCAACUUUAACAGACCUUUGUUCAGACCUGCCAGAGUUGGAGAUUGUGAGCCUUUUAUCAGAGCCUCAGCCCAACUACACCCUCCGAGCAGACAGCGUGUUUGGAUACGACAAUGACGACUGGCUUCACAUCCCUCUGCUGCCGCCAACGGUCGUUCUGGGCCUCACACACGAGCAGAUUGAAGAAACGCUCAAGUACUUCUUGCUGUGCUCAGACAGAGUGGGCCAGGUCACCAAGACGUAUCAUGACAUCAAGGCCGUCACCCACCUGUUGGAGGAGAAAGAGCGGGAUCUGGAGUUAGCAGCACGGAUCGGACAGUCCCUCCUGAAGCAGAACCAGGAACUGACUGCACGCAAUGAAAUGCUGGAUGAACAGCUUGAAAUAGCAAAAGAGGAGAUUGCUCAACUUCGUCAUGAGCUGUCGAUGAGAGACGACCUCCUUCAGUUCUACGCCAGCACCGAGGAGAUCGAGAACGCCGAAUCACACUCACCAAUAAAAAGAAACGAGUCGUGCAGUUCUCUCAGCAACUUCGUCCACUACGACUUCCUGCAGCAGAAGCUGAAGGGUUUGGAGGACGAGAACCGAAAACUUCGGAUAGAGGCCAAUGAGCUCACAACAGAGACGACCAACUACGAGGAGCAGGAACAGGAGCUGAUGAUGGUGUGUGUGGAAGAACUCUCAUCUGUCAAUAAGCAGGUGGUCGACCUGUCGGAGGAGCUAGCACGGAAAGUGGAGGACUUCCUGCGACAGCAGGAGGAGAUCAGCUCGCUGCUCGCUCAGAUCGUUGACCUGCAGGCUCGCUGCAAAGGGCUCACCCAUGAGAAUGAAGAGCUGAACCAACACCUGAGUGCCUCCCGUGAGAGCCAGCUGAACCUUCAGUCAGAGCUCAAGGACCUGCAGGACAAGUACUCCCAGUGUGAGGACAUGCUCUGCGAGGCCCGAGAGGACAUUAAGAACCUGCGUAAUAAGAGCCUCCCCAACAGCACGGUGCAGCGCUACACCGCGCUGGCCUCCGUCCUCCCCAUGGACUCUCUGGCAGCUGAGAUAGAGGGAACCUUCCGCAAAGGCCUGGACACCCCGGCUCCUUCAGAGUACAGGAACCACCCGUGGCGUGUGUUUGAAACCGUGAAGGUGGUGAAUAAAGCCGUGAGGCUGCGUUCUCGUUGCCCCUCCCCGGGGCUGCCGGGCUCCAGCCCGCCGUCCACUCGCUCCAGUUGCACCAGCACGCCCAGAACCAGCUACUACGGCUCCGACAAUGCCAGCCUGAUUACUCUGGAGGACAAGUCAAUAAUCAAUAAUGCUCAGAAAGAAGACAACAGCGGUAGCGGUCCGAAGCGUCUGGGCCAGCCGGGAACGCCGGGGGGCCAGGACCUGGAGGCGGCCCUGCGGAACCUGUCGGCCCGCCAGCAGAACCACUCGUCUGAGCGGCCGUUCUUUGAUGUGGAGCGUGAGCGUAAACUCCACGCCUUGGCAGCAGACUGCGAGGAAGCCGAGGGCUCCAGUGGCUUCCUCACACCAAACGACAGCCUGGACUCGAGUCCAGCAGCAUCAACCGGCACCAACUACUCCAACGGCAGCUCCCGCCACUCCUGCAGCUCCUCUGGAGGGUCCAGGUCCUACCUGCCAGACCGCCUGCAGAUCGUCAAGCCUCUGGAAGGCUCGGUGACUCUGCACCAGUGGCAGCAGUUGGCCAAACCAAACCUUGGAGGCAUCCUGCAUCCCCGUCCAGGCGUCCUGACUAAAGACUUCAGGGAGCUGGAGGUCGACAUCCAGCACGUGUACAGUCUGAACGACCUGGAGGAGGACGAGCCGGACCUGUCGCAGCUCUCUGGAGCUCAUGGCAUGGUCUCUCCAUCCGGUCCCAACCUCCCUCAGACCUCUCCCACACAUACCAUUACCACCUGCCAAGUCCUCCAACCCUCCCUCCUCAUCCCCUCCUUCUCUACUGGCCUUCACUCUUUCGGCCUGCCAUCUUGUCGGAACUGUGAGCUCGUGAGCACUUCAUCUCCAUCCCACCAGCAGCACUUUGGCCCUGGAGGCGGGACCUCCACCUCCUCCACCUCCACCUCCACCUCCACCUGCUCACAUGUAGCCACUUCUUCACUGGGACUCCUGCAGCUGCUCCAGGAGCGAGGCAUCUCAGCCUCUCCUCAUCCCCAGCACCACCUGCACUACAGACAUAGUGCAAAACAUUCACCCUCCACAGCAAAAGACAAAGGUGGAGGCUCUCCAUCAGACUCGGAGGCCAGAAGGAGCGUUUUCAGUUUGAACUUGGUGGAGAAGCUUCAGAAUCUGGGACUGCACAGAGUGGCAGCCCGGGGGAUGACGUCCCCACAGCGGGAGAGAGAAGCACUCAGCCCUCCUCUGAAGGUCUGAUGAGGAUGAUGUUCACCUCUUCCUCCUCUCUCAUUCACCUGUAGUGACUUUACAUCGCCAUGUGGUCCCCACGGUGCAGCUCCGAGCUCGCAGCUCUGCUGUCUUGAAAAACAAGUGUGCUAGAGCCAUACUUUACAUUAUCUGUAGUGUACAGUAAUAUUCUUUUCUAUGAAUGUGUGUACAGGAGUUGAAUGUACGGUGGCCCUGAGAGCUCACAGCAACUGCAACUUAAGAAAAAACACAUGCAAAUACACAAAACACAAGCAAAUUGAGAAAACAUCUUCAUUAAUUUGACAACACAAGCGCAGCAUUUAGAAAACGGGCUGCAAAGACCACAACACAACUCAAUAAGAAAAGCUAGCGUUAGCGCCUAUCAUAGCAUGCUAACGUUAGCCGGCGAUCGAUAGCAUACUAACGUUACCUGGCGAUCGAUAGCGUGCUAACGUUAGCUGGCGAUCAAUAGCAUGCUAACAUUAGCUGGCGAUCGAUAACGUGCUAGCGUUAGCUGGCUAGCAAGACCAAGACCAACUCGGUGCUGUUGAGAGAGCCAGCGAUCGAUAGCAUGCUAACAUUAGCCAGCAAUCGAUGGCGUGCCAGCGUUAGUGCCUAUCAUAGCAUGCUAACGUUAGCCGGCGAUCGAUAGCGUGCUAAUGUUAGCUGGCGAUCGAUAGCAUGCUAACGUUAGCUGGCGAUCGAUAGCGUGCUAGCGUUAGCUGGCUAGCAAGACCAAGACCAACUCGGUGCUGUUGAGAGAGCCAGCGAUCGAUAGCAUGCUAACGUUACCCAGCAAUCAAUGGCGUGAUAGCGUUAGCGCCUAUCAUAGCAUGCUAACGUUAGCCGGCGAUCAAUAGCGUGCUAACGUUAGCUGG
Messenger RNA from Centropristis striata (black sea bass), 3590 nucleotides. RefSeq names its product huntingtin associated protein 1 (gene hap1). The record is from RefSeq and is a predicted model, not a curated record. The transcript has 15 exons. NCBI's taxonomy places the organism in Eukaryota, Metazoa, Chordata, Actinopteri, Perciformes, Serranidae. Gene Ontology annotation, cellular component: dendrite. Gene Ontology annotation, biological process: anterograde axonal transport of mitochondrion; neurogenesis; neurotrophin TRK receptor signaling pathway. Gene Ontology annotation, molecular function: signaling receptor binding. The annotation marks the transcript as partial.